This is a messenger RNA of Branchiostoma belcheri (Belcher's lancelet), 870 nucleotides long. Its product is annotated as nodal modulator 1-like. The record is from RefSeq and is a predicted model, not a curated record. Gene Ontology annotation, cellular component: endoplasmic reticulum membrane. The coding region runs from base 118 to 870 and encodes 250 amino acids. Lineage: Eukaryota; Metazoa; Chordata; Leptocardii; Amphioxiformes; Branchiostomatidae. The transcript has 5 exons.
GUUGUGGCCUUGCCGGAUGGCUUUAGCCGUGACCGGGCGUGGGCACUGGAACUGGAGAGCACCACAACCGGAGCUGUCAACAAGGCUUCCACACAACAGGACGGCUCCUUUUGCUUCAUGGCACCAAGGGGGUCCUACACUCUGACGGUGAUGCUGUCUGCUGCUGAUCAGAAAGCCGGCCUCCAGCUGUCCCCGCCCAGCCAUGCUGUCACCGUCACCAGCCAGCCACAGAUGGACAUCCUGUUCACCCAGUUCCAGGCGGUUGUGUCCGGUUCUGUGCAGUGUAUCGAGUCCUGCAGCUCGGUGACUCUGUCCCUGCAGCGUGCAGACCAGGGAGGCAGCCUGGUCCACACACAGCCUGAACCCUCCGAGGGGAAAACUGUCAACUUCUCAUUCAACAAUGUACUUCCUGGCAAAUAUACUGUAACUGUUCAACAGGAGCAGUGGUGCUGGAAAGAGGCCAGCCUGACAGUCGACAUAGCAAACUCUGACAUUCAGGGCCUGGUGUUUAUUCAAACAGGGUUCAUGUUGAAGUGCUCCCUGUCACACGAUAUCAGUCUACACUUCAGCCAGGACGGCAACGGGCGCAACGUGGGAUCUUUUGACCUGAAACGGGGCAUCAACAAGUUCUGCUUGGCACAACCAGGUGUGUACCACCUGACCCCAAAGUCGUGUCACCAGUUUGAGUCGGAGGUGUACACCUACAACACGUCCAGCCCUGUGGUCCUGACACUGACCGCUGACCACCACCUGGUGACGGGGACCGUGGUCACUCCGGACAGGUCCGACGACCUGCUGGCCACCAUCUCCACGCUGCCGGACGGCGGGAGCGUCCAGGUCACCCCGGAGCAGACAACCCCCUCCCCCUGA